Photinus pyralis (common eastern firefly) is the source of this 979-nucleotide messenger RNA. RefSeq lists its product as uncharacterized. The record is from RefSeq and is a predicted model, not a curated record. The coding region runs from base 260 to 979 and encodes 239 amino acids. Gene Ontology annotation, molecular function: DNA binding. Gene Ontology annotation, biological process: DNA integration; DNA recombination. The transcript has 2 exons. Lineage: Eukaryota; Metazoa; Arthropoda; Insecta; Coleoptera; Lampyridae.
AUUUUUUCUACGAAAGUUCUCGAAUUUAAAGAUUUAGAGAAAAAUUUUAUAUCAAAAUGUUAAAACAACAAUUUCUGUAUAAAUCAAGUCGUAGUACGAUUCUCGUGUUUAUCUGUAAAAAUAUAAAAUCAAGUCUUCGUGACGCCGCUACGUUGUCUUAGUUACCAACGAGUUGUUUAUAAAAAAGCCGGUUAGUAAUUUUGCAUGUAGUUUUGUACGAAGCAAUUUCUUCAGUAAAACAAGAAUUUAAAAGCUGAAAAUGAGUGUUCAUGAAGAAAGUGAGAGCGGCGAUGAAUUUAUGUGCACUCCGCCUGAGGUUGCUGCAAUGGCGGAAUCAAUUAUGCCUGAGCUUUUGCCUGAAAAAUCGAGAAAUCGGUACGAAAAAGAACGAGAGAGGUUUUUUAAUUGGUGUAAAAUGAAACAAGUCAAGCGGUAUACAGAAACCGUGUUGCUUGCCUAUUUUGUCGAAAAAUCUGGAAAAUUGAAAUCAUCGACACUGUGGUCAAUGUAUUCCAUGUUGAAAAGUAUGUUGAUUUUGCAAGACAACGUCGACAUUUCCAAGUAUGCCAAGUUACAAUCGUUUUUGAAACGUAAAUCUGUUGGUCACAAGCCGAAAAAAUCGCUGACUUUUACGAGGCAACAAAUCAGUACGUUUUUAGAGGAAGCACCCGAUGAAACAUUUUUAAUGAUGAAAGUUGCUCUAAUAUUAGGAGUUGCUGGGGCUUGUCGUCGAGAGGAGUUGACGAAAAUGACGGUGAACGAUAUCCAAGGCGAAGAUACGUUUUUACUCGUAACGAUUCCAGACUCCAAAACGCAUGUUCCAAGAACUUUUUCUGUUACGGAGGGAAAAGAGAAUUGGAUACACUUGUACCAGAAAUAUAAAGCGCUUCGUCCUCAAAAUGCUCAAACUUCGCGACUUUUUUUAAAUUAUAAAAUGGGAAAAUGUACCGUACAACCUGUGGGUAUUAAUACAUUUUGA